Messenger RNA from Myodes glareolus (Bank vole), 1246 nucleotides. RefSeq names its product protein SPMIP1. The record is from RefSeq and is a predicted model, not a curated record. NCBI's taxonomy places the organism in Eukaryota, Metazoa, Chordata, Mammalia, Rodentia, Cricetidae.
AUGGUCUGUGGAUUCCACCGGGAUCUGUGGGAACACUCUUUUGCUUGUUACUUUGUGUGGACAACCCCUGCUGGCAGUGGAAGAAGACUCUUCCUUCCCACCUCUAGGCUCCCUAGCACUAGGGAAAUGUUUAACCCCCAAAGCGAAGCCUUUUGGGGGGAGCGGAUAAAGAAGGAGAUGGUUGCUCGGGCCACCUGGAAUCUCCGCUAUGGUCACAAGUACCUGACAGAGGGGUCCAGGACCAGGAAGCAGUUCCGGCAGGCACCCUGUGGGUCAGUCGUGAAAGCCGGCCCAGUGCCUGCCACUGGUUCCCCUGUGAGAAAAGAGGUAAAGGCGGGAUGGCCAGAGACCGAGGGGGUCCAGGGAGACAGAGUGAGGCAGGCCAGGAGAUCCCCUCGGUACUCAGCAGCCCAAGGCAGGCCAGAGGACUUAGAAAUGAGGCCCCCCACCCCAGCCACCCUGAAGCUGCUCUUCCAAGGCAUCUCCCGUGAUGGCCAGGGCCGGACCCAGUACCUCAAGGAGCGGAAUCGCCUGAUACCAGAGAAGAAGUACAAGUACCCGAUGGUGUCUUCCUGGGAGUAUGGCUGGCAUGUGGGGGAUGUCAUGAAGGAUUAUAGCACUCCAACUCACGGCAAAACUCAACCCAUCGCAAAGUCAUUUUACAUCAAAAGUAGCAUUUUCCCUAUUUCGCGGCGAACAGAUGACCUCAUGUGAACUUGGCCUGGAAAGGGCCUCAGUGGCUUCUUUUUCCUAUCUGGACCAGCCAGGUGGGUGAUGCUGCAGGCCAGCCCUACCUCACUCCGUGUUCUGCUGAGCCUUGCUUCCUUGGCUGAGAGUGACGUGAAGAAGUGACCACAGACGUACACCUCUGGCGUGUACCGUUGGCCUAUGUUGUGGCUCCCAUCUACACACAGAGAACUCCACUCCUCACAAAGCUGCCCCCAUCCUGCCAUCACCAGCAAUGCUGCUCCUUUUCCUGGGGAAGACAAUGAGAUGCCAAGUUGCACCAGCAGGCCUGGACAGUGGAGAAAUUUGCUUAGCCCACAAGGUGCUGAGGAAAGCAACGAUCUCCUAGUGUUUAUUUCUCUAAAUUGAACUGAUGGGAUCUAUAGCUGAGUCGCUCUGUCCCAGUGUAUUCUACAGUUCAGGAAAGAACUUGCCAUCUUCUCUGGCGACUUCCCUCGCCCCUGCCUCAGUCAGAGAUGCCCUGCCUCUCUGCCCUGCAUGCUGCAACAAGCAGCCCCUA